UACUAUAGGCUUACGGGUGUGACAUAUUGCGUUAAAUGUUAGAAGGCUAUGUCACAUCACACACAGUGGGUUUACAUCAUGUAUGUGGUCAGCCGUUUCUUCGUCAAUCCGUGCGGAUGACACGGCCACCAGUCUUUAGGGGAGAUUGUAAAAAGCCUGUCGCUGGGCUGUCAGUGGUAGCAGCUACACUGAAAUAGGCUACUUGAUUGCCCAUAUAGCUGGAAAGAACGUUUAUAUCCAAGCCAGUUAGUCAUGUAGCUCGGAGGUUCUCAAGCUCUUUUGUUAUUCCGCACUCUGCAGAUCGAUGACUGCGGUGUUACACACACUGUUAUUCACAAUUCUUGUGUCCCUCUUGUAUAUAGAUGUACAGUCGUUUGGUUACUUUUUUGGAGGGGUUAUCCUAACAGUGUUGGUUGCUAUGGCAUUUUUAAAUGGACCCAGAUUACUAGACUGGGCGAAUUCACCUCCACAUCUUCAGUUUAACAAAUAUGUCCUAACUGGAUAUCGACCAAUAUCGUCGGUUCAAGACUGCAUUCGAAGUCUUUUUUAUCUGCACAAUGAACUGGGAAAUAUCUACACGCAUGGCAUCCCGCUGCUAUGCUUCCUGGUGCUGCUCCCUCUCAACAUCCCCUGGUCCCAGAUCAGUGUGACGUGGCUGGGUGUGGUGCACUUCCUGGCCUGCCUGUCUCCCCAACUGGGCUCGGUGCUCUACCACCUGUUCAUGAACCACGAGGGCGGUGAGCCCGUCUACCACACGCUCCUCACCCUGGACAUGUGCGGCAUCUGCAUGAUCAACACCCUGGGUGCCCUCCCCAUCGUGUAUAGCACGCUGCUCUGCUACCCGUUCACGCGAACGGUGGCGCUGCUCGUGUACAUCCUGCUGUCCAGUUACGCCAUCUACUGUGCCAUCACGGCACGCAGCAGCGUUCGGCGUCUGCGCUCCUUCGCCUGGCAGGCGCUCUUCCGCUUCUCCUUCUUCCUGCUGCGCUGGGCGGGCGUGGGGGGCGGAAGCCCCACGUCGCUGCGCCACUUCCUCACCAUGGACGCGCUGGCCGUGCUCGGCGGGGUCAUCAACAUCACGCGCAUCCCCGAGCGCUUCCGUCCGGGCCUCUUCGACUACUGGUGCAACAGCCACCAGAUCAUGCACGUGCUGGUGGUGGGCUCCAUCCUCUACCUGCACUGGGGCGUGCUGGACGACCUGCUGUGGAUCAACAGCUACCACUGUCCCUCGGACUGAGCGUGAGCAGGG
Messenger RNA from Alosa sapidissima (American shad), 1249 nucleotides. It is a transcript of the gene paqr4a, whose product is annotated as progestin and adipoQ receptor family member IVa. Gene Ontology annotation, molecular function: signaling receptor activity. NCBI's taxonomy places the organism in Eukaryota, Metazoa, Chordata, Actinopteri, Clupeiformes, Clupeidae. The transcript is spliced from 3 exons. Gene Ontology annotation, cellular component: membrane. The record is from RefSeq and is a predicted model, not a curated record. Bases 305 to 1237 code for a protein of 310 amino acids.